Messenger RNA from Silurus meridionalis, 7795 nucleotides. RefSeq names its product protein tyrosine phosphatase receptor type Fb (gene ptprfb). Gene Ontology annotation, molecular function: protein tyrosine phosphatase activity; protein binding. The record is from RefSeq and is a predicted model, not a curated record. Lineage: Eukaryota; Metazoa; Chordata; Actinopteri; Siluriformes; Siluridae. Gene Ontology annotation, biological process: protein dephosphorylation.
CUCCACAUUGUGAAGAAGCUUUUGUCCUCAGGAAGGACAGGAAGAAAAAAAACUGAAGUUUCUCACAGAAAAACUUGAUCAUUUUUAUUCCAAGUUUAUUAAAUCGAGGAGGAAAAACCCCAGGCAGGUCUCACGCCAUCCGAGCGGAUUAAUAACCAUUUCUUUUUCGUGUGGAAUUGAAGAUAUUCUCCUCACCUGGAUGUUUAAAUGCACUGAGGGAUUUUCCCCCUUUUUUUUAAAGGAAUACUUUUUCCCUCGUUUUCUUUCUCCAUAAUUCCGGAUUAAUUUUUUGAUUCUGUUUUUCGGUAUGAAGGACAUGGGGUUUUAGCCUAUGAUCACGUAAGAGUGAGGAAGGAGGAAGAGCAGCUUUGAGGAGGAGGAGGAGGAAGAAGAAGAAGAGGAAGAAGAAGAAGAAGUGCCAACCUGGAACAUGGUGCCUCAGAUUUGCCCUUCACUGCCGUUGACGCCUUGCUGUUUUUCUGUCCUGCUUCUUCUCGGCCUCGCGGCCGUUCAUUCCCACGCCGACAGUUUACCACGGUUCGUUAAGUCUCCAGAGGAUCAGACGGGCAUUUCGGGAGGCGUAGUGUCUUUCGUGUGCCAGGCGGUCGGAGAACCCAAACCUCGUAUCACGUGGAUGAAAAAAGGGAAGAAAGUCAGCUCUCAGCGCUUUGAGGUGAUCGAGUUUGAUGAUGGCUCGGGCUCUGUCCUGCGUAUCCAACCCCUGCGUACACACCGAGACGAAGCUAUUUACGAGUGUACGGCCGCUAACAGCGCCGGGGAGAUCAACACCAGCGCCAAACUCACCGUGCUGGAAGAGAAUCAGAUUCCACCCGGUUUCCCGAGUAUUGAUAUGGGUCCUCAGCUGAAAGUGGUGGAGCGAACGCGGACCGCUACGAUGCUCUGCGCCGCGAGCGGAAACCCAGAUCCGGAAAUUUCCUGGUUUAAGGAUUUUCUUCCCGUCGACAUCAACAGCAGCAACGGACGGAUAAAACAGCUUCGCUCAGGCGGUUCACCGAUCCGAGGAGCUCUGCAGAUUGAGAACAGUGAAGAGUCGGAUCAGGGAAAAUACGAGUGUGUGGCGACGAACAGCGCCGGAACACGUUACUCCGCCCCUGCCAACCUCUACGUCCGAGUACGGCGGGUUCCUCCUCGUUUCUCCAUCCCACCCAGCGAUCAGGAGGUGAUGCCAGGGGGCAGCGCUAAUCUCACGUGUGUUGCUGUCGGAGCUCCAAUGCCCUAUGUCAAGUGGAUGAGUGGAGAAACAGAGCUCACCAAAGAAGACGAAAUGCCCAUAGGACGCAACGUCCUGGAACUUACCAACAUCCGCAAGUCGGCGAACUACACCUGCGUGGCCAUGUCAUCUCUGGGAAUGAUCGAAGCCAUGGCGCAAAUUACAGUCAAAGCUCUCCCCAAACCCCCUGUGUCUCUGACUGUAACUGAGACCACGGCCACCAGUAUCACCCUGACGUGGGACUCCGGGAACCCGGAACCGGUCUCCUACUACAUGAUCCAGUACCGCUCCAAAGCCUCAGACAGCAGCUACCAGGAAGUCGACGGCGUAGCUACGACACGCUACAGCAUCGGCGGGUUGAGUCCGUACUCGGAGUACGAGUUCCGCGUCAUGGCGGUGAACAACAUCGGCCGCGGUCCUCCGAGCGAAGCGGUCGAAGCUCGCACCAGUGAACAGGCGCCGUCGUCUCCUCCGCUGCAGGUUCAGGCGCGAAUGCUGAGCUCCAGCACCAUGCUGGUGCAGUGGGAACCUCCGGAGGAACCCAACGGGCAGAUUCGCGGAUAUCGCAUCUAUUACACGACCGAUCCGGACGCGCAGCUUAGCGCCUGGCAGAAACACAACACAGACGACAGCCGUCUGACCACGAUCUCUGGAUUAACCACCAACGUCACGUACAGUCUCCGUGUCCUGGGCUUUACUUCUGUAGGAGACGGACCUCCAUCUGACAUCCUGCAGGUCAAAACGCAACAAGGAGUCCCAGCACAGCCUUCUGGAUUUGAAGCCGAAGCCGAUCCCGACAAUGGGAUUAUGCUGAAGUGGAUUUUGCCCGUUCAGGAGGCGAUCACUUUGUACGAGCUGCAUUACUGGGAGGACGGAUCAGACAACAAGAUUCGUGUCACCUUCAUCCCGACUGGGUCAUACACUGUGGAGGGCCUGAAGCCAGACACUCUGUACAAGUUCUCCCUUGCCGCUCGCUCUGAAAUGGGCCUGGGGGUCUUCACCAAGCCCAUCGAAGCCAGGACCGCUCAGUCCACACCCUCAGCCCCACCUCAGGACGUUCAGGUGCUCAGUCUGAGCUCCACCAGCAUUAAGGUGAGUUGGGUGCCUCCUCCUGCCGCCAGCAGGCACGGCGCGAUCGUCCGUUACACCGUGAGCUACCAGGCGGUGAGCGGUGAGGACACCGAGCGACACACAGUGACGGAUAUCGGAGCCGACGCCACCAGUGUGGUUCUGGAGGGUUUGGGCAAGUGGACGGAGUACGUGGUGCGGGUCAGGGCUCACACUGACGUAGGGCCCGGGCCUGAGAGCGCACCGGUACGCAUCAGAACCAACGAGGAUGUGCCUGGAGCUCCUCCUCGUAAGUUGGAGGUUGAAGCUCUAAACGCGACGUCUAUCCGCGUGACGUGGAAGCCGCCGCUCUCGGGAAAACAGCACGGUCAGAUCCGCGGGUAUCAGGUGAUUUACUCUCGACUGGAGAAUGGAGAACCACGAGGGCAACCGAACAUCGUGGACGUCGCACUUCCCGAAGCCCAGUGGAACAUUGAGGACACCACGGAAUAUGAAGCCGUCAUCUCUGGUCUGAUCUCGGAGACGUCGUACUCUGUUACAAUCGCUGCGUACACCACCAGAGGAGACGGAGCCAGGAGCAAGGCCAAGGUCAUCAAAACCACAGGAGCAGUUCCUGGCAAGCCUACCAUGCUUAUUAGCAUCACAGUGGGCAACACUGCUCUCCUCCAGUGGCAGCCUCCAAAGGACAUGCCGGGCGAGUUGAUUGGCUACCGUCUGCGCUACAAGCGUGCGGACGAAGAAACGUUCACGGUCCAUAACUUUGGGAGUUCGGACGACCACUACACGGUGACGGGUCUCUUCAAGGGUGCCAACUACAGCUUCCACUUGAGCGCCAAGAACCGUGCAGGAAUCGGAGAAGAGUUUGUCAAGAACAUCAGCACGCCGGAGGAAGUUCCGAGUGGAUUCCCGGUGAACCUGAGCGUAGUGGGACUGACCACCACGACCACCCGGUUAACGUGGGCACCUCCGGUCGCAGCCGAGCGGAAUGGACGGAUCACUCACUACAUCGUCGUUUACAGAGACAUCAACAGCCAGCAGAACAGCACCAAUCGUACCUCUGAUACUCACAUGACGCUGCAAGACCUCCGACCAGACACUACCUACGACAUCCGAAUACAAGCUUUCACCAGCAAGGGGGGUGGACCCAUGAGCCCCAGCAUCCAGAGCAGGACCAUGGCAACAUCUCCAGCUUUCGCAACAAGUUUUGGUGUCAAAGCGGUAAUGAAGACGUCCGUACUUCUGACCUGGGAGCUUCCAGAGAACUUCAAGUCUCAAGGGCUUUUUAAGAUUCUGUACAAUCAGCAGAGUGUGGAGGUUCAGGGCAACAUGAAGAGGAAGCUGAUCACAGGUCUGAAGCCCGACACUAAUUACUCGUUCGUGUUAAUGAGUCGAGGAAACAGCGCUGGAGGACUUCAGCAGCAGGUCUCCAUCAAAACCGCUCCGGAUCUUCUCAAAACAAAACCCGUCCUCUUCAGAAACGACGAGAACAACGGUGGGAAAAUCACCAUCAACCUUCCCAAAGUGGCGACUACAGCACUGAUCAGGUGGUAUUACAUCGUGGUCGUGGGGUCACUGGCGUCGUCACGCAGGUGGGAAAAUCCAGAUGAAAUGGACCUUGAUGAGCUCCUGGAGGUGAGAUUUUCUCCACCGAGGCACCGGAGGCGGCGGCGUUACUCAGAGAGUCUGAGGCCGUACAUCGCCGCCAAGCUGGACAACCUUCCUGAAACAUUCACACUGGGAGACGAGCAAAACUACAACGGUUUCUACAACCAGCCGGUGCCUAGCAACCUGCCGUGCCAGUGCUUCAUCAUGGCUGAGAUGAAGGAGCAGCACCAUCUCAACCCCAGUGAGAAACAGCGUGUUCUCUCGUCCAGCCCAUACUCAGACCCAGUGAUUUUGGAGCGUGACAGCACCGUGGCUCAGAGUGUGGACUCUCCUGAGAUGUUGUGGGUGAUGGGGCCGGUCCUGGCCGUGUUGAUCAUCGUCAGCAUCGUCAUCACCAUCAUCCUCUUCAAAAGCAAACAGGAGAGGAAACGAGCAUCUCCUUUACCCAAAGACGAACACUUAAGCGGGGUGAAGGAUUCCCUCCUGGCCAACUCAUCCGAUCCUGUGGAGAUGAGAAGAAUCAACUACCAGACACCAGGUCCCAGCACUUCCUGCUGCCCCGACACUCCAAGAAUGAGGGAGCAUCCUCCUAUCUCUGUGUGUGAGCUAGCCGACCACAUCGAGCGUCUCAAGGCCAACGACAACCUGCGAUUCUCUCAGGAGUAUGAGUCCAUCGAUCCCGGCCAGCAGUUCACCUGGGAGAACUCCAACAUGGAGGUGAACAAACCAAAAAACCGCUACGCCAACGUCAUCGCCUACGAUCACUCCAGAGUGGUGCUGACCUCCAUAGACGGUGUUCCAGGAAGCGACUACAUCAACGCCAACUACAUCGACGGCUACCGUAAGCAGAACGCCUACAUCGCCACGCAGGGCCCUCUGCCGGAGACUCUCAGUGAUUUCUGGAGGAUGGUAUGGGAGCAGAGAACAAACACCAUCAUCAUGAUGACCAGACUGGAGGAGAAAUCACGGGUGAAGUGCGAUCAGUACUGGCCGAUUCGCGGAACAGAAACGUACGGAAUGAUCCAGGUGACCGUGUUGGAUACAGUGGACCUGGCUACGUACAGCGUGCGCACCUUCGCACUUUAUAAGAACGGCUCCAGUGAGAAGCGAGAAGUGAGACAGUUCCAGUUCAUGGCGUGGCCUGAUCACGGAGUACCUGAGUACCCCACGCCCAUCCUGGCCUUCCUGCGCAGGGUAAAAGCGUGUAACCCUCCUGAUGCCGGGCCCAUGGUGGUGCACUGCAGUGCGGGUGUGGGACGCACCGGCUGCCUCAACGUAAUUGACGCCAUGCUGGAGCGCAUGAAGCACGAGAAGACGGUGGACAUUUACGGCCACGUGACGUGCAUGCGCUCUCAGAGGAACUACAUGGUGCAGACGGAGGAUCAGUACAUCUUCAUCCACGAGGCUCUGCUGGAGGCGGCGACCUGCGGCGUCACCGAGGUCCCGGCUCGAAACCUCUACACACACAUCCAGAAACUGGGCCAGCCGCCGCCUGGAGAGACCGUCAGCUCCAUGGAGCUUGAGUUUAAGAGACUUGCCAAUUCCAAAGCUCACACAUCACGCUUCAUCAGCGCCAACCUGCCUUGCAACAAGUUCAAGAACCGGCUGGUGAACAUCAUGCCAUUCGAGUCGACACGUGUGUGUCUGCAGCCCAUCAGAGGAGUGGAGGGGUCCGACUACAUCAACGCCAGCUUCAUUGAUGGUUACAGACAGCAGAAAGCCUACAUCGCCACUCAGGGUCCUCUGGCCGAAACCACAGAGGAUUUCUGGAGGAUGCUUUGGGAGCACAACUCCACCAUUGUGGUGAUGCUGACCAAACUCCGCGAGAUGGGACGGGAGAAAUGUCAUCAGUACUGGCCGGCUGAACGUUCAGCACGUUAUCAGUACUUCGUGGUCGACCCCAUGGCCGAGUACAACAUGCCUCAGUACAUCCUGAGAGAGUUUAAAGUCACUGAUGCCAGGGACGGCCAAUCACGGACGAUCCGCCAGUUCCAGUUCACCGAUUGGCCGGAGCAGGGCGUUCCGAAGACGGGUGAGGGAUUCAUUGAUUUCAUUGGCCAAGUGCAUAAAACCAAGGAGCAGUUUGGUCAGGACGGACCAAUCACUGUGCACUGCAGUGCGGGAGUGGGCAGAACCGGAGUCUUCAUCACUCUCAGCAUUGUUCUGGAGAGGAUGAGAUAUGAAGGAGUGGUGGAUUUGUUCCAGACGGUUAAAACUCUGCGCACUCAGAGACCUGCCAUGGUGCAGACCGAGGAUCAGUACCAGUUGUGUUAUCGAGCAGCUCUGGAGUAUUUGGGGAGUUUCGACCACUAUGCAACGUAACACUGAGGGACUUCAGCUACCAAGAAGAAAACAAGGAUAACACACAUUUCACACACUUCAGUGUGUGUGUGUGUGUGUGUGUGUGUGUGUGUCACACAUUUCACACACACACACACACACACACAAGACACACAACAGCAGAUUCUUUCCUGACUGACACCCAGCAGCUCUGAACUCUUAAUUUCACACACACACACACACACACACACACACACACACACACACACACACACACAGGACAGCUACUGGUAGCGUUCUUUUUUUCGUAAACAUUAAAAAUUUAUUCUGACUAUAAUUUAGAAUAUUUGGACGUUUUAACAUCGUACUUCACGGUACCUUUUUUUGUUUUGUUUUGUUUUUUUGUUGUAAAUUUAUUUUCCUUUAGUUUUAUUUUAUUUGAGUUUUUUUAUAUAAAUAUAUAUUUUUGGGUUAUUUGAGCACACAGGACGUGAGCGUAAUAUGUACUAAUACGAGAGGAUUCACUCGUUCUCUGAGCUGCUGUCGGAUUUCAUUCCUAACACCGUUAUUGGGGUUUUUUUUUUCUCUAUUUUAUAUAUAAUUUGUAAUUUGUUUUUUAUUGUUAUGUUAUUAUUGUUAUUAUUGUUCGCCGGGGUUUAACUUCUUUUAGUUUCUUUGUACAAAAUAAAAUAUUGAGGAAUUUUAAAAAGUAGAAAAAAAGACGAGGGGGAAAAAAAACGCCGUCCGGUUGCACGUGCCGAUAUUCGAUUUCAUUUUUACGUUUCAGGAAAAAAAAGUUUGUUCUCGUUCUUGGCGAUUUUUAAGAAAUCGCUAAAUUUUUUAAAAAUCUGAUUGUUUUACGCUAAUCCUGCUGAUUGGAUGGAGCCUGGUCAUGUGACCUGGGACCUCGUUUGGAAUGUUCUCUAAAUAUACUAACUAUAAGAUUCUAACUAUAUAUAAAUAUAGUGUCAAAUAUAGUGAUGUAUAAAUACAUCGAUUAUCGGCACGUGCCGUGGCGUGGCGUCGAAAUCUAUACACACGACACGUUUCAAAUCCGAUUUCUCAUCCAAGUGUACAGUAUUAACCACUCCACAGGUGAGCGUUUUCUACAGAAAUAUCUAGAUCUCUAUAAAUAUAUAAAUAAAUAUAAAUAUAUAAAUAUGAGGGAAUUAUAAAUAUUAUUCAUAUAGUAUAUAUACAGCUACAGAUCGGGACGUACCAACUCCAGAGAGACUGCAGGGGGGGUGAAUCUGUAUUAAUACUGCGAAAGAAAAAUAUCUACUGUAUUAAUCCUAACACACAAAAACACACACGUACGGAUGUGUACAAGUGUGAGUGAGCAUGUGCGAGUGUGUGUGUGUGAGUGUGUGUGUGUGUUCUUUCAGACGCAGCACAGCUGAUUAUAACCACACACACUACGCUGGCCAAACGUUUCCUUUUUACCUUGUGAAUGGUUCGUGCCGUAGGGGUUUCACUCUGUUGUAUACGCACUCUGUUUUCUAUUCGUUACGGAUCGUUAUAAUUAAAACAAACAAAAAAAACCUGAAUUUAAAAAAAAGGUGCCGUUAAUAAAGUUCGAUAAUUGUUUGGGGGAUUUUUUUUUGUACAACA